AUGGAGGGCUGCGACUCUGCCCUUGUAAAAGACGAGCAGAAAAAGAAAAGAAGACGAAGACGGAGACGAGAAGAAGAAGAAGAAGAAGAAGAAGAAGACGAAGACGGAGAGAAGAACCAGCCAGCCAGACAGCCAACAGAAGAUGAAACAAGAGCAGCAGAAGUCGAGAUACCGCUCGUCUCGAGGGAUCUGGACCGAGAUAAACUACGGGGGACACACAUAACUGCUUCACUAUCUACCCAGUGUGCGUGUCCUCGGCUUCACGGCGUCAGGGCUUUCUUUCAUGGAUAUGCGGAUUCAGCUUCGACUCCCAUGCCGCCGGCCAGUGACUUGUCACAUCAGAUGAGAAAGGUUUCAUCUAUCGACUCUCUGUCGCUAGUUCAAACGGACGGCCGUAUACUCUUUUACUUCCCCAGGAUCAAGGUGAUUUCUACCCAAGGCCGUCCGGGGCAGGAGGACGGUGAUUCGUCUGGGGGCCAGCCAGAGGCAAUGACUUCUGCACUGUUGCUAACCUUCGUCGAAAGCAGAGCCGGCUGUGUCCAUCAUCUGCUUAUCAUAUGGAAGUCAUCUGGAGCGGUGUCUAUCAGCCCGGUGGCAGCCAGGGAUGCGGUGCAGAGACAGAACGGAGUACAAGACAGGCAGACACAGCCAGAUACAGAGGAUACAGAUAUACUGCAAGAGAGAAUGCUACUUAAAGACUCAAGGGAUCAAUAUACAUAA
This is a messenger RNA of Trichophyton benhamiae CBS 112371, 720 nucleotides long. RefSeq lists its product as uncharacterized. The record is from RefSeq and is a predicted model, not a curated record. The transcript has 4 exons. Bases 1 to 720 code for a protein of 239 amino acids. NCBI's taxonomy places the organism in Eukaryota, Fungi, Ascomycota, Eurotiomycetes, Onygenales, Arthrodermataceae.